Molecule: messenger RNA, 780 nt
Organism: Fusarium pseudograminearum CS3096
Lineage: Eukaryota; Fungi; Ascomycota; Sordariomycetes; Hypocreales; Nectriaceae
Exons: 1
Coding region: 1-780 (259 amino acids)
Source: RefSeq, a predicted model, not a curated record
AUGGCCCGAAUUCUCAUUACCGGAUCUACCGACGGCUUUGGCUUCGAAGCUGCCCGCCAGCUGAUCGAGCGAAAGCACCAAGUUUACCUCCAUGCUCGCAACCAAGAGCGCGCCGAUGAAGUCAAGACCAAGCUGCCAGGUGCUGCUGGUGUUCUGAUUGCCGACUUGACUACCGUUGCGGAAACGCGCAAGCUCGCUGACGAAGCGAAUGCGAUCGGCACCUUUGACGCCGUCAUUCUCAACGCCGGACUACUCUACGGGCCGUUCCGAAAGUCAGAUCUUGGUGUCCCAGCAAGCGUCUUUGUCAACCUUGUCUCCCCGUACAUUUUCGCAGCUCUCCUCAACCAGCCCAAGCGUCUCAUCUUUAUCGCCUCUGUUCUACACCACGAGGCCGACACAAGUCUCAAGGACAUUUUCUGGUUGGAGCGCGGAGAGAAGGAGUGGAAGGAUUUCCCAGCGUACUGCGACGCCAAGUUCCACGUUGUCCUCCUCGUCAACGCAAUUGCACGACGUUUCAAGGAUACCUCGGUCAUUGCUGUGCACCCUGGAUACGUUCCCACCAAGCUUGCAGGUCAAGACGCUCCCGGCAAGAUGGAGGAUGGUAUCGAGACAUAUGUCAUGUUGGCUGAGGGUGAUUACGAUACAUCUCUGACUGGUGUUUACUUUGACCCUAAGAAGGAGAGGGCUCAGCCUCAUGCCUUGACAGCGGACCUAGACAAGCAGGAAGCUAUCGUCAAGGCUUGUAAAGAGCUCACAGGUGUGAAGCUUGCAAGCUCCUAA